Messenger RNA from Linum tenue, 204 nucleotides. The record is from the annotation of a GenBank genome assembly. NCBI's taxonomy places the organism in Eukaryota, Viridiplantae, Streptophyta, Magnoliopsida, Malpighiales, Linaceae.
CACUCCUACUGUCACUCUAGAAAAUGGCCAAGUGUAACCACUUCCUAAAGCGUAGUAUAGCGGGUUUGGGUUUUAAUGUCAACCCGGGUCCUAGAUAUGAUGACUACUCAGUGAAUUCGUAUUAUCUAGCAAUGAAACUUUAGUGAAGGUCUAAACUAACAAGCAAGCAAAGCAACUAAACGGUUGUUUUCAGGUUAAGAGAGG